UUAAGUUUUUUACUUUCAAACUUAGUGGCUAAGGUGGUGGGUGUUAUUAGAUUUGAAUAGGGGGGAGAGAAGUUAGUUGGAGUUGGGGCCACAUAGCUCCACUUGUUCCGCGCCCGUAUUCACCUGAUUUAUCUAAAAUUAGGGUUUUCCAGAUAUUUUAUGGUUCUCUUUUCGCAUUGGAAGGCCACAGUGCCAUUAAAACCGCGUUAUCUCUCGUCCAAGUUGAACCCACUCUCAUCCAAUAUUCUAAUUUUGCCACAAAAUUGAGCCGUUCUCCCAAAUUAAUCAAAAUAUAAACCCAUCCCCCUCACAGCGCUUCUCAUCCCCCUCGCCUUCCUCCCCCCUCCACCCUGCAUGCGCCAUGAAGAUUUUUAACCCCUCCAAAUGUUUUCUCCAGAACGUCGUGUGUCCCUGCGACACCAUCUUCAUUAAGAGGAUGAAACCUUUCGAUCUGGGUCUUUCCCACCUCAACCAAUUCCAGUUCAGAGCCUACAAUUGAUAAAUCCAUAGACCAGAGGUAGAGUAAACAAAACAAAAAAAAAAAACUUAGCUUCUUUCAACAUCCCAAAUCUCCCACCCCCCGCGUCAUGGAUCCAGGAUCCAAGCCCAACAGGAACAUCCUCUUCAACAAGUACGAGAUAGGGAAGCUCCUGGGACAGGGCAACUUCGCCAAGGUCUACCACGGAAGAAACCUCAGCACAAACGAAAGCGUGGCCAUCAAAGUUAUUAAGAAAGAGAGGCUGCAAAAAGAGAGGCUGGUGAAGCAAAUAAAGCGCGAGGUGUCUGUGAUGCGCCUCGUGCGUCACCCUCACAUCGUCCAGCUCAAGGAAGUCAUGGCCAACAAGGCCAAGAUCUUCAUGGUCGUAGAAUACGUUAAAGGAGGGGAACUCUUCGCCAAGGUCGCAAAGGGCAAGAUGAAGGAAGACGUCGCCAGAAAGUACUUCCAACAACUCAUAAGCGCCGUCGAUUUCUGCCAUAGCCGCGGCGUCACCCACCGUGACUUGAAGCCGGAAAAUCUCCUCCUUGACGAGAACGAGGACCUCAAGGUCUCUGACUUUGGCCUCUCUGCCUUGCCGGAGCAGCGGAGAUCCGACGGGAUGCUCCUCACGCCGUGCGGAACGCCGGCUUACGUGGCGCCGGAGGUGCUGAAGAAGAAAGGAUACGACGGGUCGAAGGCUGAUAUAUGGUCGUGCGGUGUUAUCCUCUUCGCUUUGCUUUCUGGGUACCUUCCAUUUCAAGGUGAGAACGUGAUGAGGAUCUACAGCAAGUCCUUCAAGGCUGAUUAUGCUCUUCCCGAUUGGAUUUCCCCUGGGGCCAAAUCCUUGAUCUCUAAUUUGCUUGUUGUUAAUCCCGAAAAGAGGUACUCCAUUGCUGAUAUCAUGAAGGACCCAUGGUUUCAAAUCGGAUUCAUGAGACCCAUUGCGUUUUCAAUGAAGGAAACGGCCGUGGAAGAUAACAUUGAUUUCAACGGGGAUGUUGACGAUGACGGUAACAGUAGCGGUAACGGGAACGGUAACGAGAAUAGUGGGGAAACGGCGGGGACUAAGCCGGCUCGUCCCUCUUACAAUGCUUUCGAGAUAAUAUCGUCGCUUUCGCACGGAUUUGAUCUUAGGAACCUGUUUGAGACGAGAAAGAGGUCUCCGUCGAUGUUCAUAAGCAAGUUUUCUGCUUCGGCGGUGUUGGCGAAGCUGGAGGCGGUGGCGAAGAAGCUGAAUUUUAGGGUGACGGGGAAGAAAGAGUUCAUGGUGCGGAUGCAGGGGGCGACGGAGGGGAGGAAAGGGAAGCUGGCGAUGACGGUGGAGGUGUUCGAGGUGGCGCCGGAGGUGGCGGUGGUAGAGUUCUCCAAGUCCGCCGGAGACACCCUCGAAUACCUUAAGUUCUGCGAGGAGGAAGUGAGGCCUUCUCUGAAAGACAUUGUGUGGAGUUGGCAGGGUGACACCAAUUGUCACCACUGAUUCCUCCAAUGAACUUUCCUUUCUCUAUUUGUCCAAUAAAUCAAAGCCAUAAUAACGAGUGUCUGUUUCUAUUAUCGUUGUACUUCGCUUCGAGUUAGAUUACAGGAUUUAUUACUUUGUUAAUAUUUGGGUUUGUGAUGUUGGUCCUAGCUAGUAAUAAGGAGAAUUGUCAAAAAUCGAUUAGCUAAUGAGUACACUAAUUCACCAUUAUUCAUUCCUCUUUUUCUUUUCUUUUCUUUUCUUUUCUUUUACGCUUUCUUUCAGUCUUCCCUUCAGAUCCAAAUAAAACCAAAGAAUACUAGACAUGAAAACAAAACCAUAAAAUCUCUCCUCAAAUUUACAGUAACCAAAUUUAUGUUUUAUUUGUUUUAAGAGUUACAAGUACCUUCCUUCCACAUCCUUUAUAGUUGUUUUGUUGUUCUAAAAAAACGAACAAAUGUGAUACUUAAAUAAUAAAGAGUGCUACUGCAUUGUAAAUAAUGUGUAAUAAGAAAUGUAACUGUGAUUUUCGAAUUAAAUAAAGUCUAUGUAUAAUUAUC
This is a messenger RNA of Abrus precatorius (Indian licorice), 2494 nucleotides long. RefSeq names its product CBL-interacting serine/threonine-protein kinase 25-like. NCBI's taxonomy places the organism in Eukaryota, Viridiplantae, Streptophyta, Magnoliopsida, Fabales, Fabaceae. Gene Ontology annotation, molecular function: protein kinase activity; ATP binding. The coding region runs from base 588 to 1955 and encodes 455 amino acids. The transcript has a single exon. Gene Ontology annotation, biological process: signal transduction; protein phosphorylation. The record is from RefSeq and is a predicted model, not a curated record.